Molecule: messenger RNA, 686 nt
Organism: Helianthus annuus (common sunflower)
Lineage: Eukaryota; Viridiplantae; Streptophyta; Magnoliopsida; Asterales; Asteraceae
Exons: 1
Coding region: 16-582 (188 amino acids)
Source: RefSeq, a predicted model, not a curated record
AAUAAACAUAUAAUCAUGGCUAAAACUCGAAGACCCUUGAUAAUAUGUUGUGUUGUGACUGCUGUUCUUUUGAUAAUCAUCAUAGUCACUGCAAUCACACUCUACUUCACUCUUUUCAAGCCCAAACAACCCAAAAUCACGACUCAAAGUCUCACACUCGAAUCGUUUUCAACAAAUGUUUUUGAUCUUACAGAUACAAAUUUCACGUUAGGGAUAACCGUCGGUAUAGACAACCCGAAUUAUGGUGGAUUUAAGUAUGAAAACAGUACAAGCUAUGUGACUUAUCAUGGAGAUGUGGUGGCUGUGGCACCAGUCAUGGCAGACACAAUCCCGGCUCGAGGACAACACAAUGUUGGCACGACCGUGUUGGUGAUCAUUAAGAGUUUGGUUACAAAUCCAAACUUUUCGAAGGAUAUGGGUACCGAUACUUUGAAUUUUACUUCAACAACAACAUUAAAAGGGAAAGCAACAGCUUUGAAAAUCUUCAAAAAGAAGGCUACAACUUAUAGUUCUUGUGAUAUUUCUCUUCAUGUUCUCGAAAGAAAUGUAACUUCAAUUUGCAAAUCAAAAGUUAAGUUUUAGAUUUUUAUUUUGUUCCGUAACAUCGAGUUUCAUGAGUGAAAAUAUUGUAAUAUGUAGAGUGACUUUAAAAAUAAGAAUUAUUAAAGGCUGAAACUAUUCACACA